Molecule: messenger RNA, 3827 nt
Organism: Danio aesculapii
Lineage: Eukaryota; Metazoa; Chordata; Actinopteri; Cypriniformes; Danionidae
Gene: srms
Product: src-related kinase lacking C-terminal regulatory tyrosine and N-terminal myristylation sites
Exons: 8
Coding region: 464-1942 (492 amino acids)
Biological process (GO): cell differentiation; innate immune response; protein phosphorylation
Cellular component (GO): extrinsic component of cytoplasmic side of plasma membrane
Molecular function (GO): signaling receptor binding; non-membrane spanning protein tyrosine kinase activity; ATP binding
Source: RefSeq, a predicted model, not a curated record
UCGCACUACAGGAGCAAAGCGUCGCUCUCCGCCAAGUUUACGUACUGCGAAGCGUUUUGCUCCGGAGCGAAGAGAAGAGCGGCACCAAACACUGCGGCGCACUGCACCGCUCAUUAUAGGGCAGAAGAGGGACGCCAUGGACAGAUGCAAAUGAAUAGAGGAUGUUCUCCAACCACCACAUCCAUCCUCUCAUCGUCUUCAAGUCUCGUUGAACAAUCCAGCAUGUCUUUUCCGCAUACCUUUGCGAUCCAUCCUGAAGCAGAACCGGUUUCACCUGAUCCUCCGCUAUGAUCGCAGCAGCCAGUGCUUUAGCUCAACAAAGGCGAUCCUGGUACAGAGUCAGUCGGUCAUCCUCGGGCAGAGACCCACACGCCUCUUUAAUUUUGCUCUCAACCCGUUUCGCUCGGUGGACGGCGGCCAAAUAUUCUGGCUACGCUGGAGUCCGUGGAGAGAGCGCGCUGGGAUGGAGACGUGUUGUCGCUGCUGUAUGCCAUGCCUGAAGCGGUUAUGGGACAGCAUAUGGCCCGAAAACUAUCCGAACCUCCAUCGUCCGGACGACAUUCGCACCGUUUCAGGUGGUAUCCGGGUCCCGGCGCCCAAGAAGAAGCCCGCGCAGCUGUACGCGGCUCUGUUCGACUUCGUAGCCCGCAGUGAGGAAGAGCUGUCGGUGAAGGAAGGGGACAAACUGUCUGUCAUAGAAAAGAGGGGAGAUUAUGUGCUCGCCAAGAAGCUGACGGGGUCCCUGGAGUCCGGACUGAUCCCUGCCAAUUAUGUGGCCCUCUUGAAAGACGAAUUCGCUAACUACAAAUGGUACUAUGGAAAUAUCAACAGACAAAAGGCUGAGAAGCUGCUUUUGUCUUCGGAGAAUAAAACUGGCUCCUUCCUGGUGAGGAUCAGCGAGAGCCACAGCGAUGAAUACACUAUCUCUGCCAGAAGUGAAAAUAGCGUCUUCCAUUUCCGUAUUCAUCGCUCGCCGAUUGGUGCUUACUUCGUGUCUGAGAAGAUCUCUUUUGGCACUCUGGACGAGCUCAUCAGAUACUACCAGCAAAACUCCAGAAGCCUGGGAUGCCACCUAGACCAGCCGUGUGUACAGCGAAGGGAGCUGUUUGACAUGGAGCCAUGGGAAAGACCCAGAGAGGAGUUCAUGCUGGUCAAGAAGCUUGGAGAAGGCCAUUUUGGAGAAGUCUGGGAAGCCGUCUGGAAAACACAAAAGCAGAAAGUGGCCAUCAAGAUGCUCAAACAAGAGGACACAAAGCUGGAUGAGUUUGUGAAGGAGGUUCAUGCACUGAAGAACCUGCACCACCCCAAACUGAUCGAGCUGUUGGCUCUGUGCUCACGAGGAGAGCCCGUCUACAUCGUCACAGAGCUCAUGGCGAAAGGAAGUCUCAAAUCAUACCUUUCUUCAGCGGAGGGUCAGCUGUUAACCUCGGCUCACCUGAUCUACAUGGCUGCUCAGAUAGCAGAAGGAAUGGCGUAUCUGGAAGAUCGGCACAUUGUCCACAGAGAUCUAGCAGCUCGAAACAUCCUGGUUGGAGAUGACCUGGUGUGUAAAGUGGCUGACUUUGGUCUGGCGCGCAUCAUCAAGGAUAGCGUGUUUACAGCAAGUAAAACUACCAAGAUUCCUGUGCGCUGGACGGCUCCAGAAGCUGCUCUUUAUCAGCGAUUCUCCGUCAAAUCUGAUGUCUGGUCUUUUGGAGUGCUGCUGUAUGAGAUGAUGUCACGAGGAAAGAUGCCCUACGAUGGGAAGACUAAUAAGGAAGUGAUGGAGGCCCUGUCGUCGGGUUACAGGUUAGCGUGCCCAAACCGCUGUCCACCAAACAUCUACCGCAUUAUGUUGGAAUGCUGGAACAACGAAGCUUCCAAACGGCCCUCGUUUCAUGCCCUUCACAGUCAGCUGGACAACAUCUACUCAAGACUUUACUUCAAAACCAUUGAGGUGUGAAGAUGUGGACAGAAAUAUGAACAAAGAAACGAUUUGCAUGGACAAAAGUGCACAUAUGAUAGACUUUCUUUUGGAUUGCUUGUUUUAAUGAAGUUAUGUGCAAUGGUAAAUGCUUGCUUAAGAGGAUAAAAGAGCAUGAGAGUGGAGGAGAAUGUGGAUUAGAAAUUGUGAAAAGGUGAAAUGUGCAUCUCCUUAAUCUGACAGGGCCAGAUUAUCUGUAGUUUGUCAUAGCAACCCUUGAUCAUAAGUGGAUUUAAGUAGAUGUUGAGCACUGAUAUGCACCAUUUUAAUACACAGCAUUUGAGCUGCACUUAGUUUUUUUUUAGCUAGAGUUGAUCUGGCCCAUUCAGUUUCUGUAGCAGUACUCUGAGGAAAAAAGUUAUAAAAGCUGUCACUGAAGUGGGACCUUUGCAAAAUAUAUACCUUUACAGUCCAUGUAAAAUCAAAAUUUACAGUUUAUUUUGCUUGCGCACAUUAUUAUUCUUUAGGUGAACACUUAAUCCAGUGAAAAAAGUUGGUCACACUUUAUUUUGAUGGUCCAUUUUUUGAAUGUCAAUUACAUUUCAUCUACAUGCCAAAUAAUUCUCAUUAGAUUAUAAGUAGACUGUUUGGUUGGGGUUAGGGUAAAUUGACAUGUACUUGCUAAGUUUCUAUAGUCAGUUAAUGUCUGUUGAAGGAGCAGUAUCAGCAGAUAUUAAGCAGACAGUCUACUAAUACUCAAAUGGACCAUCAAAAUAAAGUGUUAUGUAAGUGUUUUGUAAUCUUCAACCAAAGUCUGACCAUUUGCUUCUGCAUUUGGAGUGGCGGUCCUUUUCUGUUGGUUAGUUUGAAGGCUUCAGUUACAAUAUUUUAACCACACCCCUCCUAACAUUAGUUUGUUAUGAGGGAACGAUUCGUCCCACCCACUACUCAAUAUUCUAUUUUAUUUGGAAGUGCAUCAGCAUAACAUACAAUACAAUGCAAUGACAUACUGAAGUCACUGCAACUUAAGUUUCACGCUGACUUUAUGAUACUAGUAUAGACAGUUGGUUAAUUUUCAUACUUUUGACCCUGCACUUAACCCUGAGUUGUUGUGUUUUUAAACACUGCUUUUUAGCCUGGUUUAUGAAACCCUGGAGCAACUCUCAUUCUAUCAAACACUCUGGACAUUCACACAAAAAUGUUGUUAUAUAGUUGUUACUUUAUCUGAAUUAAAGAAAGUCAAAUAGGAGUAGAAAAUGCACCUAUUUGUGAACAGAAUAGUUUCAAUCUUACCUUUAUAGUCUGGAUAGUGCAAUGGGUCACAUACUGCAUAUUUCCAAUCACUGACACUACAAAUAAGCAUAUGAAUACCCAGGAAUAAUUGUGAGUGGUGUGAAUUGUGAUAACACGGGAUUCUCUUUACCCAGAGUUAACCAUUUCAAGAGUGUCAAGCCCAAAUAUGUACCUUUAAGGUAACAUUAUGCACUCUUGUACAAUAAAUAAGAAACAAAGGUGACGUCUUUACAAGCUGACAGCUUUUACAACUUCCUUCAAAGAGUGUAGGUACAAGAGGUCUUAUUUGAUCUGAAGCUUUCAGGUCUGAGUUUAUGUUUACAAAAGUUUCACCUGUCAGAGUACGGACAGGUGUCAAGAUGGUGAAAACUACGGCCAUUUUAAGUUAUAACUGUUGAGUGUCUUGAGCCUAUGUGAAGGCAGGCUGCACAAAUAACUGUUUUCUACCAGGUAAACUGAUCUUGAAACACUGUGGUGAACACAGGAGCCAUAUGACUAAACUACCUGGGUAGCUUUCUUUGUGAUCGGUUUCGUAGAAAUCAUCCAUGUCAAAAGUCAAUUGUCUUCCAGUGCAUUAUUAUAUAAGAUGAAUUCUUCAGAUGACACUUGUGAAUAAAGUAUUUUUUCAGUA